AUGACCGCCACGGCAGCAUGGCUUGCCCGCGCGCAGAGGAGACGAAAUGGAGAACUUGGAAUCCUUCGUCGCGACUCGGAGCUCAGCGUGAACAGCAAAGCCACCAGCGAAAGCUACUCCUCCAAUCACGACCGGAUGGAGCGCUCCCCUUCUUCGCCACACAGCUCCACCAGCACCACCAAUAGCAGUCUCCCGGAGAACUUUGAGAAGCUCCAAGCACUACAGAGUCAACUGGACAAGAACUAUGCGCAGAUGAGCGCCAACAAGAAACGCAUGGACGAGAUUUCGCAAUUGGACGAGGAGCGUGGAGCUCUUCUGUCGCGACGUCUCGCGGAGAUUUCACAUGUGAACAAGCAGCUGGAAUCUUUGCGCGGCAUCUUCUCGAGGGCGGAGAAGGCUAGUCGGGGUGACUAUCAUGCUGGACUGUCUGAAUGCACUUGA
Sphaerulina musiva SO2202 is the source of this 441-nucleotide messenger RNA. RefSeq lists its product as uncharacterized. The coding region runs from base 1 to 441 and encodes 146 amino acids. Lineage: Eukaryota; Fungi; Ascomycota; Dothideomycetes; Mycosphaerellales; Mycosphaerellaceae. The transcript has 2 exons. The record is from RefSeq and is a predicted model, not a curated record.